Molecule: messenger RNA, 2238 nt
Organism: Lipotes vexillifer (Yangtze River dolphin)
Lineage: Eukaryota; Metazoa; Chordata; Mammalia; Artiodactyla; Lipotidae
Gene: SLC23A3
Product: solute carrier family 23 member 3
Exons: 12
Coding region: 1-1851 (616 amino acids)
Biological process (GO): transmembrane transport
Cellular component (GO): membrane
Molecular function (GO): transmembrane transporter activity
Source: RefSeq, a predicted model, not a curated record
AUGAGCCGAUCACCCCGCAACGCCAUACAUCUCCGAUCCGUGGGCUCCCAGGGUACCAUGGCUUCCCUGCCGCAGCCGUCUGCUGUCCGGAAUCCCUCCUCUCACUCUUGGGCCUCUGUGUGUGGGUCUCCUCCCUGGGACCUCAGCUGUCUUCUGGCUCUGCAGCAUAUCUUGGUCCUGGCUUCUCUGCUCUGCACCUCCCACCUGCUCCUGCUUCAAUGUCUCCCUGCAGGAGGACUCUCUUCCUCCCCUGCCCAGCUCCUGGCCUCCAGCCUCUUUUCAUGUGGCGUGUCUACAGCCCUGCAAACUUGGAUGGGCAGCAGGCUGCCUCUUAUCCAGGCUCCAUCCUUAGAGUUUCUUAUCCCUGGUCUGGUGCUGACCAGUCAGAAGCUACCUCUGACCACCUGGACACCUGGAAACUGUAAGCACAGAGCAAGGGCACAGGCCUCCCUUGUGCUGCGCCUGUGUGGGGGACCUGGCUGCCACGGCCUGGAGCUCUGGAACACUUCUCUCCGAGAAGUGUCUGGGGCCGUGGUGGUCUCCGGGCUGCUGCAGGUCAUGCUGGGGCUGUUCGGGGGUCCUGGCCACUUGUUCCCCCACUGUGGGCCCCUGGUGCUGGCCCCCAGCCUAGUUGUGGCAGGGCUCUCGGCCCACAGGGAGGUAGCCCUGUUCUGCUCUGCUCACUGGGGCCUGGCAUCGCUGCUUAUCCUGCUCAUGGUGGUCUGUUCUCAGCACCUGGGCGCCUGCCUGUUACCGCCUCGCCCCUGGAGGCGAGCUUCCACCUCUUCAACCCACACUCACAUCCCUGUCUUCAGGCUCCUCUCGGUGCUGAUCCCAGUAGUUUGUGUGUGGAUCAUCUCUGCCCUUCUGGGUCUCAGUAUCACCCCCUGGGAGCUGUCCGCCGAGGCACCGUGGUUUUGGCUGCCUCACCCAGCUGAGUGGGACUGGCCCUUGCUGACACCCAGGGCUCUGGCUGCAGGCAUCUCUAUGGCCUUGGCAGCUUCCACCAGUUCCCUGGGCUGCUACGCCCUGUGUGGCCAGCUGCUGCAUUUGCCUUCUCCACCUCCGCAUGCCUGUAGCCGAGGGCUGAGCCUGGAGGGUCUGGGCAGUGUGCUGGCCGGGCUGUUGGGGAGCCCCAUGGGCACUGCAUCCAGCUUCCCCAACGUGGGCACAGUGAGCCUUCUCCAGGCUGGAUCUCGGCGAGUGGCCCACUUGGUGGGGCUGCUCUGCGUGGUGCUUGGGCUCUCCCCGAGGCUGGUCCAGCUCUUCACCACCAUCCCGCUGCCUGUGCUUGGUGGGGUGCUGGGGGUGACCCAGGCCGUGGUUCUGUCUACUGGAUUCUCCAGCUUCCACUUGGCUGACAUUGACUCCGGGCGGAAUGUCUUCAUUGUUGGCUUCUCCAUCUUCAUGGCCCUGUUGCUGCCAAGAUGGUUUCGGGAAGCUCCAGUCCUACUGAGCACAGGCUGGAGCCCCUUGGAUGUGUUACUACGCUCACUGCUCACAGAGCCCAUCUUCCUGGCCGGACUUUUGGGCUUCCUCCUAGAGAACACCAUUCCUGGCACACAGCUUGAGCGAGGCCUAGGUCAAGGGCUGCCAUCUUCUUUCACUGCCCAAGAGGUUCGGAUGCCUCAGAAGUCCAGGGAGAAGCCUGCUCAAGAGUAUGAGCUUCCUUUCUUCAUCCAAAACCUGUGUCCCUGCAUUCCCCAGCCCCUCCGUUGCCUCUGCCCACUGCCCGAAGACUCUGGGCAUGAAGAAGGAGUGCCCUCUGAGCCAGGAGAGACAGCCGACUUGCUGCCUAGCUUUGGGGAGCAGUGCCCUGGGUCUAGCAGAGAAGAACUUAGGUCCCAAUAAUUACCAGGACUCCAGCUUCCACCUUGAUUACUUUAGCCCUAUCUCUCAGCUUGCUGGAGAGCCAGAUCCCAGGCUCUACUUUCUCCCAGGGAGAGGAUGUGUGUGUGUGUGUGUGUUUCACACGGGCCCACGUAAAGGUCUCAUUUCCCCAAAGGUGUGUUUGCCUUUCCUUCUCUUAAUUAGGCCCAACUGUUCCAGAGCAGGGCCGUGGUUUAUGGGCCAUGACUGAAUGAUAUUUUGCCUGUGAACUAUCUGUACUCGAACCCCAGCAUUCACUAACUGAUAUUUAUUAUGCCUCCUAUGUGCAAGGUCCUGGAAAUACAGAUAUGGAUAAGGCAGGGUCUCUGCCCUCUCAAACACUUAUGGUUUAAAAAGACAUGUAAUUAC